Phytophthora infestans T30-4 is the source of this 447-nucleotide messenger RNA. RefSeq lists its product as uncharacterized. The record is from RefSeq and is a predicted model, not a curated record. Lineage: Eukaryota; Oomycota; Peronosporomycetes; Peronosporales; Peronosporaceae. The coding region runs from base 1 to 447 and encodes 148 amino acids. The transcript has 3 exons.
AUGGACGUACUGUAUUUAUGGUACUGGCUGAAGAAGCGACCCGAGGCUCUUAGCAGUGCCCGUGGCGGAAUGUAUGAGGAGGACGAAUUCGAUUCACUUUCAUCGUCAACUCCGACACGUGAGCGCCGAAAUGCAACCCCAAGCAAACCCAGUUCAACGAAAAAGAGGCCACGCGAGAGCCUUCCAAGCAGACGAACUCCCAACAAGAAGUACAAAGCUGAUUCCGACUCAAUGGAGGUGCUGGUAACGCUCGUUGGUAGAAUUGCAGCCGCGCGAGGGAGCCUGAAAUCACACUUGCAAGAGAACAGGAUCAAGAGGCUGCUGUCCGACGUUGACAAAGUCGUGUACUGCUUCUUGGGCCUCCGCCGCCUCGACGGCCGUAUCAACACGGACACCUGCAACAUCCAUCACAUCAUCGAAACAUUGGACUACACCAACUGCCACUGA